AUGGCCUCGUCGUCUUCCUUGGGUCUGGGACAGCAGGCACCGCUGUCCGAGUUUGCCUCUCUCAACUUGAACCUCAGCGACUCUGAAAGCCCCAAAGAACCCAGCGAGCUCGCAGCACAAAGAAUCGCAGACGCACAAGCACUCUUCGGCGCCAAGCCCUCCCUCGAAAUCUUCAAGCGUAGCUGGAGCCCCGAUGCCAUCUUCGAGGACCCCAUCGCGCACUGCCGUGGAUGGCGUCAGUACGCUGCGCAGUGGUGGGGCAUGAAGGUUUUCAGCACGUCGGUCACUAAGGCAUGGCGCAUCACCAAGGAUACGCCCCAGGAGAUUCAGUUCGCACAGAAGCAGCACUACGGUAUCAAGCGCUUUGGAUUCGAGAAGACGAUGAUCUCGACUGUAACAAUGAAGCUCGACAAUGAUGGGAGGAUCAUUCACUUCCAAGACGCGUGGGACGGCAAACCUAUGCCUGGAUUCUGGGCUACGCCCUUCCGUCGCGCCAAUGCUCUCAGCCUGCCCUUCUUCAUGAGUGCUCCAGCUCAGCAUCCAGACCAAGGAGGCACCACUCAGGAGUCGCACAAGGAGCUCUGA
This is a messenger RNA of Jaminaea rosea, 585 nucleotides long. RefSeq lists its product as hypothetical. The record is from RefSeq and is a predicted model, not a curated record. The coding region runs from base 1 to 585 and encodes 194 amino acids. The transcript has 3 exons. Lineage: Eukaryota; Fungi; Basidiomycota; Exobasidiomycetes; Microstromatales.